This is a messenger RNA of Limanda limanda (common dab), 524 nucleotides long. RefSeq names its product acyl-CoA-binding protein-like. Gene Ontology annotation, molecular function: fatty-acyl-CoA binding. Gene Ontology annotation, biological process: fatty acid metabolic process. Bases 1 to 261 code for a protein of 86 amino acids. The record is from RefSeq and is a predicted model, not a curated record. NCBI's taxonomy places the organism in Eukaryota, Metazoa, Chordata, Actinopteri, Pleuronectiformes, Pleuronectidae. The transcript is spliced from 4 exons.
AUGACUGAAUCAUUUCUCAAAGCAGUGGAGGAGUCGAAGGUGCUGAAGAAGAAGCCUGGAAAAGAUGAGCUCUCUGAACUCUACGGUUUAUACAAGCAGUCCACUGUCGGUGACGUCGACUACGAGCGUCCCGGGAUUCUCGACUUCGUAGGAAAAUUAAAGUGGGAUGCAUGGAUCAUUUUCAAAGGGAUGACCAAAGAAGAAGCCAUGGCCGCCUAUGUUGCUGCGGUGGAGAAGCUAAAGGAGAAAUAUGGAAUUUAGCCCUUUUCUCUCCUCUCGUCGUGUUUUAUGUUCACUGUGAUAUCUCCUGUGUUUUCUCAGUAAACUGGAGGGCGCCCUUAAAGACUGAUUUUACAAACUGCAGCAGUUUAUUCAUGUGUGAGACUUAAUUUGUUUAAAAACCAAGAGAACAACAACUGAAGAUGCAUGUUUUUUGAGGAAUAGUUGAACAUUUAGUUUGCUAGUUAUACAGCAAACAGGCAGCAGUGAUGUUUAAAUAAGUAGUGAAGUGUCAACAGGUCAAA